Messenger RNA from Aspergillus aculeatinus CBS 121060, 1215 nucleotides. RefSeq names its product geranylgeranyl pyrophosphate synthetase. The record is from RefSeq and is a predicted model, not a curated record. The annotation marks the transcript as partial. Lineage: Eukaryota; Fungi; Ascomycota; Eurotiomycetes; Eurotiales; Aspergillaceae. The transcript has 2 exons.
CGGGGCCGGCUUGGGCUUGGUCACCAGACGCGCAAACCAGAACCGGUCUACGAGUCCCCGGCCCCUCCAUGCGGUCCACUACUUGUGGAGAUCGAGCAAUAUAACCUUGGAAGAUCUCAAGAGAGUCCUCGGAUUACCUCACGCGAGUACUUGACCUCGUACACAUGGUUGGGGCGCGAUUCGCCGUCAAUCAUAAUUCCGGGCGAGCCACCUGUCUGGACUCCCCCAACCGAGGACAGGCAACUCCAAGCCGACUGUGGCGAGUAUUUACGUGACCCAAAUGCUGCUAGAUAUCCUGCCUAUCCAUGGGAGGCGGCCUUUACAGCGAUCGAAAAGCAGUGUCCCGAAUAUGAUCUCGCCAACACCGAUAUUGUGACCUGCUCCAGUACUUUGGGCAAUCUCAAUCGUUUUGCCCGAGGGGUCGACAAAAGCUUCAGGUUUGUCCUAGAAACGGUGGGCGACACCGUUUUUUUCAUUAGACGGGAGAACUCGCCAACCGACUUGAUACCUGAUGUUCGAGGGUACGGGCACACAUUCCUGGACGAGUACACAAUUUGGAGGCCUGGUCUUGCCGGUUCAGAGUCCCAUCAACGAAUCAUUCAGUAUGACUUUGGUGGCCUUCAUUUCCUCGUUCGUUUUGAGUCGGACGGAUACAUCCCAGAGAAGAAGAUGCAACAACAAGAGUGCCGUAGCUCUGACAGUGAAAGAAGAAUGCCAUAUGAAACUCUGGAGGCUGAAGUUGACAGUCUGGUAAGUAAGCUCGGAGGAGACCACACUGUGGAACCAGCCCAAAGCUCCGGAGAUUUGAAAGUUCGCGAAGGAGGACGGUCGAUCUCCCAGAGCGCCAUCAUUGACAUCAAGACACGCUCAAUGUUUGACUUCCAGACCCGUACCGUGAGAAAAGAGAUCGAUAUGACAGAUCUGAGUCCUCGCCUCUGGGUGUCACAGAUCCCAACUCUGGUCGUGGCGUAUCACGACCGGGGUUUGUUCACUGAUAUUCGGGUGCAAGACAUGCGAGACCAAAUCACGCAAUGGGAGCGAGACAAGCAAGAGCUACUGAAGCGGCUGGCAUGGGUUCUUCAUGAGCUUGUGCAGUAUGCAAAAAGCUCAAUGACUCGGCUUGAAGUGUGCCGAACGGAUUCCGGGCCUCUUCAGAUCCGUCGAGUGAUUGGAGACGCUCCGGUAGCUUUGUCUCCUGGAUUGAAGGCCCGGUGG